AAAUGCACAUCUAUUGGUAAAGAAUUGUGUGCUAUAGUUUUUGACACCAGAAACAGAAACAUUUUGAGGAAGAAACCGGACACAUUUAAACAUGGAACCCAGAUUCUUCUUCCUGUUCCAUCCCACACCUUUUGGCCAGUGGCAGACCAGUGCAUCCCAUAGAAAUGAGUGCCCUACAUUUCGGUGCUGUGUUCUGUUCCUUCAUCAGUCUUCUGUGCCUGCUCACUGCCUUGGGCUCAGACUAUUGGCUAGCAGAUUCCGUCGCACAUUUGGGUCUAUGGAAAAUUUGUAAUCAGGAAAAAUGUCACUCACUUGGUGUGGAAUGGGUGUCAGCCGCUCUCCAUGCCAUCCGAACCUUCAUGUUUCUGGGGAUGAUCGCUGGAGCUGUCUCUCUCGGUGGGCUGUGCGUCAUGAAUAGUCAACCCAGACUUGCAUAUAUGGCCAGCUUUACUGCAGGCCUCUGCGUCAUGAUUGCCAUGUCCAUUUUCUCAGGAAGAGUUGCUUCCGCCAGCAAAUUUGGAUGGUCUUUCGGCUUGGGUUGGGCUUCUUUUCCUUUGUACCUUCUAAAUGGUUGUCUUACUUACAUAUUGUAUAAGAAUACAGCAACCACAGGGUAGGAGAAAUAUAACGCUGUCUUUGGAGAUGACCAGUGAAGCUGCGUUGGUAACCUGGAGGCACAGAUCAGAAUUAUUUGCCCUGCACCAAAUUUAUAAAUGAAAGGUGAAGGUAGAAGAAUUAGUUUCAAUGUAGAAAAACAGCCAUACAUUCCCAGCCCCUCCCCACCGUAUUUUUCUCUAUAAUAUUCUCCAUAGAU
This is a messenger RNA of Pseudonaja textilis, 814 nucleotides long. The record is from RefSeq and is a predicted model, not a curated record. NCBI's taxonomy places the organism in Eukaryota, Metazoa, Chordata, Lepidosauria, Squamata, Elapidae.